Molecule: messenger RNA, 1407 nt
Organism: Durotheca rogersii
Lineage: Eukaryota; Fungi; Ascomycota; Sordariomycetes; Xylariales; Xylariaceae
Product: putative esterase
Exons: 2
Coding region: 524-1387 (287 amino acids)
Biological process (GO): formaldehyde catabolic process
Cellular component (GO): cytosol
Molecular function (GO): S-formylglutathione hydrolase activity
Source: RefSeq, a predicted model, not a curated record
GGCGCGUCGGCGUUCGGAGUUGUUGUUGGCAUUGGACGGCUGCGACGAGCUGCCAAUGACGUCGCUCCGGGCCGGCACAGUGUGGGGUAGCGAAGGUUGUUAGGCGGAUCGACAAGUCGAAAAACUGCCGGGAUGAGGGGCUUCGAGGGGCUGCUCUUUUACCUAAAUACCUCCCCCUAAGCCGAGUAGGAGUAGCGGUAGGGGCAGUAGCAGCGAUGCCUAGGUAAGUAGUAAAGGGGGGAGGAAGGGAGAAAAAAGGGGAGGUGUGUCGAUUAGAAAAUGCGGGAGAUGGGAUGCCUCUAGCCAGGCUUAGCCGGUUUUCCUACUACUAACAUCCUUCUCGUCGUAAACCACAGAUCGGAGACAUACUUGCUUCCUUACAACCACCAAGUCAGCUCCCUAUCGGCCAAUUCCAUACGCAAAAUACCUGCCAGCACCGACAGGUCUAUCUAGGUAUUUCCGUCGAGAUACACCUUAUCCGCUUCCCAUCUUCUCGCACGCCCCCACCUCCACAGACGCCAAGAUGGCCUUCGAGACCAGAGCCACCAUCACCACCUUCGGCGGCAAGCUGCUGAAGCUGACCCACCAGUCCGCCGCCACCGGCACCCCGAUGAACGUGAACCUGUACCUGCCGCCGGCCGCGGUGUCGGGCGGCGCCAAGGUGCCGGUGCUGAUCUACCUGUCGGGGCUGACGUGCACGCCGGAGAACUGCUCGGAGAAGGGCUUCUUCCAGGCGGCCGCGGCGCGGCGCGGCAUCGCGGUCGUGUACCCGGAUACGUCGCCGCGGGGGCUCGGCCUGCCAGGCGAGACGGAGAGCUGGGACUUCGGCGCGGGCGCCGGGUUCUACGUCGACGCGACGCGCGAGCCGUGGCGGCCGCACUACCGCAUGGAGACGUACGUGGCGUCGGAGCUGCCGGCGGCGCUGUUCGCCGCCUUCGCCGCCCAGCUCGACGGGUCGCGCGUCAGCAUCACCGGCCACAGCAUGGGCGGCCACGGCGCCCUGACCCUCUACCUCAAGCACCCCGGCCAGUACCGCAGCGUCAGCGCCUUCGCCCCCAUCGCCAACCCCUCCCGCUGCCCCUGGGGCGAGAAGGCCUUCGCCGGUUACCUUGGCGACGACCGCGACGCCUGGAAGCGCCACGACGCCACCGAGCUCGUCAAGGGUUGGCAGGGCGGCGACCUCCGCGCCCUCGUCGACGUCGGCACCGGCGACAACUUCUACAAGCAGGGCCAGCUGCUGCCCGAGAACUUCGAGAAGGCCGUCAAGGAGGCCGGCGUCCAGGGGCUGACCCUGCGUUACCAGCCUGACUACGACCACUCGUACUACUUCAUGUCGACCUUCGCCCAGGACCACGUCGACCACGCCGCCAAGUACCUCUUCGAGUAGGGCGGGGGGCACUUCGAAGC